AAUUUUUUUAUAUUUUUUCGCGCUCUUUCUUUCUGUUUUUCAUUAUUUUAUUUCAGAAAGCACACAGAUGCCAGACGUCAAAUUGAAUAACCGAAGCGACAGACGCGUCGCACAACGACUUGACGCCAAAAGACAAAGCAAGCGGGAAAAGGAACUGAUGAAAUCAUCUCCCAACGCAAGUAAGUAUAACGCAAAAAAGAGUCGCAAGAAAGCAGCAAAAAAAUCCCAAAUCACCGCUACGACCCCCAUUGCUUCUGUGAAGCCCCAUCCAAUCACUCUUUCUGGGGAUACGUUCAGUAUGGCUAUGGAGUCACUCGUUCACCACCACUCAGCAAAAAAAUCAAGCGACCCGGAAAACGACAGCAGCUCUGCAACUGAGGAGGAUUCAUCAGUAAAUACAGCCACAAAAGAGGAGCCUGUCGUCGAGUCAUUGAUUAUUACAGCCCCUAAAGAAGAGCUUGCCAUGGAAACCAUUUCAAGCAUAACAACUGAAGAAGAAGAUGCAGUCAUAGGAGAAGAACCUUUUGUCAAGACAUCAGAAGAUGAAAAGCUUGUCAACAAAUCAUUGAUUUUCUCGUCCCCCAAAGAAGACCUUGUCGCCGAGUCAUUAGUCACUACAGCUCCCAAAAAAGAGCCUGUUAUGAAAAGCAUUUCAAGCCUGGGAAUUGAAAAAGAAAUUACCGCAGUUGACGAUAAUAUCAAUCAUCAGCAAGAUGAUAGUUCUCAAGACGAAAAUAUCACUGCGAAACAAGAAAAAACCCAAUUGAAUGAAUCAGUUAGUUCUAUCAUUCAAAAAGCGGCCCAUGCCAGCGAGAAAGACACCAUCCAAAAUAAUGAAGUGGACAAGGAGUUACCAUCUACACAGCAGUUCGUGUUUCCUCCGACAACUGUUACAAACAACCCUGUCCCAUUAAGCGGUCCUACGCCGGUGCCUUCCACAAAAAAGAAAAAUAUCAUUUCACGCCUUUAUAAAAAAUCAGUUAAAGCGUGCGAUGAAUUCAUUACUGAAAAAAUUCAAUCAAUUGGCAAAGUCAAUCGUAUUGGCAUCGUUUUAAACGAAAGUACUAAGCCCAAUGGAUCCUGGAAGAAACUUUUAAAAAAAUAAUUGCCUUCCUUAAAUCAUACCACCCAAUAUAUAUGUAUAACACCUAUCCUAUUCCCCUAGCUUUAAUAAAUAAAUAAAAUAGUUUUUCAAUACCAAAAG
Molecule: messenger RNA, 1204 nt
Organism: Mucor mucedo
Lineage: Eukaryota; Fungi; Mucoromycota; Mucoromycetes; Mucorales; Mucoraceae
Exons: 1
Coding region: 68-1105 (345 amino acids)
Source: RefSeq, a predicted model, not a curated record